AUGCCCAUGGAGGAUGGUCAUGACCAGUGUGUGCACUGCUUGGGACUGGCCAGCCAGGACCCCACAUUCUGCAUGAAUUGUUUCAUCCUGCCAGCUAGAGUGAGGGAGGCUAGGGCUCGAGUGUUUCCUGUCACACAUCCAGCCACUCUCACUGGGCCUGCAAAACGGCCAAGAAGGGUAGUUUUGCAUGACCCAGAAGCACAAUCUCCUCAUCCCUCUGGAGGGGGUGUCAGGGCACGAGUGGCGAUGCCUCCUCCUGCAGCUACGGUUGCAGCCCCGCCUACUGUCCAGCACACUGCCCCCAUCUGGCAAGGGCUCGAAGAGCUACACCUGGUCUCCCCCAUGUCAGAUGCGUCUGAUGAAGGGGACAUUGACAUCUUGGGCAUUGACCCUGAGGACGAAGCCCUCCUCCCUGUUCAAGCUCGGGCCGCGUGGCAUUGGGGGUUGACAUGCCAGCAGACCAAGGACAGAGGGCCUCCCGGUCUGUGCAGAAGGCUGGCAGGUGUGCAUGGUCGAGAGAGGAUUGGCUGUGGACCUCCUCCUCCCAUGGAUCAGGCUUUGGGGCCCUUGAUGUCCCCCACUAAGUCAGUGUUGGGGACACCGACUUGCCCGAGUAGGAACACCAAGAUGAUGGAUGCCAUGCUCAAUAAGCUGCAUGGGGCUAUGGCCAUACAGGGCAGGUUGGUGAACACUGGGGCUAUUCUAGCCUUGUACCAACGCCAGCUGGCCAGCCAGUUAGGGGGAGACUCCAACAUUUCUGCAGAGGUGCAGCAGGUGUCAUCUCUUUUGGCCAAGUUGAUGAAGGAGCAGGCGGUGGCGACCGGUAGGGCCCUGGCCUCGCUCUGUAUGGUGAGACGCCAUCUCUGGCUGUCUCAGUCACGGUUACAGGGGGAAGACCGGGCCCGUCUACUCAGGCUGCCUGUGGUCCCCUCUGCUAUGUUUGGACCAGAUGCCAAGGCAAUGCUUCAGCAGGCUCAAGAAGCCCGCCAGUGUGCUAAAGAGAUGUCUGGUAUGCUCCGAUGGGGCGUGGCCAGCAGGUUUCACCAGCCCCACAGCCAGGACCCCCUCAAUCAAGAUCUGCUGCUUCCAGUGAUCUACGGGUCCGUCUGGAGGCCAGCCGACGUGGUAGAGCUAGACGCGGUCAGCGGAGUAGGCACGGCCGGGGCCAGGGGCCCCCCAAGCCACCCACUUCUUCCUGACAAUUAUCAGCACCCUGUCUCCCCAUGCCACCUCCUAGGCCAGUGCAAACUGCCCUGGGAGACUCUUGGGGCAGACCCCUGGGUGGUUUCCACCAUGACUCAGGGUUAUCGACUGCAAUUUCUGCACCCUCCCCCUCUGACUCAGUCAGCCACCUUUACACUGGUGGCAGAUCCUCAGCGCAGGGAGGUGCUUGCAGCAGAGAUCUACACGCUUUUAGCGAAGAGAGCCAUCAGGGAAGUGACUCUGGACAAUCCUCAGGCGGGGUUUUACUCACGUUACUUCCUCAUUCCCAAGAAGGAUGGGAGACUGAGGCCAAUUUUGGAUUUGAGGGGAUUGAACAAGUUUUUGAGGCCCCUACGUUGCAAGAUGUUGACUGUGCCACGGGUUCGACAGGCCAUCCUCCAAGGCGUCUGGAUUGCCACGAUAGACCUGGAGGAUGCGUAUUUUCAGAUCCCGAUAUGGGAAGGGCACAGACGUUAUCUCAGGUUCGCCUUCAACGGCAGAACCUUCGAGUUCUGUGUCCUCCCAUUUGGCAUAUCACUUGCCCCCCGCACGUUCACAAGGUGUAUGGAUGCUGUACUGGGACCCUUGCGUUGGGAGGGUAUUCGCAUCCUCAAUUACUUGGACGACUGGCUGGUGUGUGCUCACUCGGAGGGGCAGUGCCGCAGAGAUGUGACUCGUCUCCUGCAGCACUUAGAGUACCUAGGCCUGCACCUCAACAGGAAGAAGAGCAGGCUCCAGCCAUCACAGUUCACGGAGUUCCUAGGCAUGUGUUUGGAUGCCAGGGCAGGGGCUCUUUCCUUGACUCCUGUGAGACAGGCCACCCUCAGGACUUGCCUGUCCCAGUUCCGGCUUGGGGCCAGAGUAUCCUGGAGGCUAUGUCUCCGCCUCUUGGGGUUAAUGGCAGCCACAGUGCAUGUCAUACCUCUGGCUCUUCUGAACAUGCGCCCGGUGCAGCGCUGCCUCCUGGGCCUUGGACUUUGCCCACGGAGGAAUCUGCAGACCAGCGUAUUGGUGACGCGCAGACUGUGUGUGGCUCUCCGUUGGUGGCAGCGGCCGACCAACUUAGUACGUGGGAUGGCACUGGGGCCUGUGUUGCAUCGCCAGGUGGUGUCAUCAGACGCAUCCCUGGUAGGCUGGGGGGCUGUCCACGAAGGCAAGGGCGUCAGCGGCCUUUGGCACGGACCCUGGUUAGCGCAGCACAUAAAUGUGUUGGAGCUGCAGGCUAUCCAUCUGGCUCUUCUGCAUUUCCUACCAGUGCUGCAGGACCGCCAUGUGCUGAUGAGAACAGACAGUACAGUAGCGGUGGCAUAUAUCAACAGGCAAGGGGGUCUAGGUUCCCUUCGCCUAUGCAGAUUGGCUCGGAUAAUAUUGCAAUGGGCUCAUCCCCAAUUCAAGUCCCUGAGGGCCACAUACGUGCCAGGUCGGGAGAACCUUGCUGCAGAUCGGCUCUCCAGGGGAGGACCUCUCCCCGGAGAGUGGCGGCUACAUCCAGAGGUGGUGAGCGGAAUAUGGGAUCGCUACGGCACAGCCGUGGCAGAUCUUUUUGCAUCCAGGGAGGAUACUCAUUGUCCCCUGUUUUUCUCCAUGGGGAGGGACGAUCCUCCCUUAGGGACAGAUGUAAUGGCACAUCAGUGGCCACUGGGCCUCCUGUAUGCCUUCCCUCCCUUCAUCCUCCUGCACCAACUCCUACAGAGAGUCCAGGUAGAGGAGGUGAGCCUCAUCCUGGUGGCCCCGAAUUGGCCCCAGAUGAUUUGGUUUGCCGAGAUUCCACCCCUUUUUCAGGGCCAACCGUGGGAGCUUCCCAUUCGCCGAGACCUCCUGUCCCAGGCCGAGGGAACUCUUUUUCACCCUUUAUCCCAAGGCCUAAGGCUUUGGGCCUGGCCCCUGAGAGGGCCGAAUUUCUAG
This is a messenger RNA of Scomber japonicus (chub mackerel), 3108 nucleotides long. RefSeq lists its product as uncharacterized. Gene Ontology annotation, molecular function: nucleic acid binding. The transcript has 2 exons. Bases 1 to 3108 code for a protein of 1035 amino acids. The record is from RefSeq and is a predicted model, not a curated record. Lineage: Eukaryota; Metazoa; Chordata; Actinopteri; Scombriformes; Scombridae.